Messenger RNA from Malurus melanocephalus (red-backed fairy wren), 4177 nucleotides. It is a transcript of the gene AOPEP, whose product is annotated as aminopeptidase O (putative). Bases 253 to 2745 code for a protein of 830 amino acids. The transcript is spliced from 17 exons. Gene Ontology annotation, cellular component: nucleolus. Gene Ontology annotation, molecular function: metalloaminopeptidase activity; zinc ion binding. The record is from RefSeq and is a predicted model, not a curated record. Lineage: Eukaryota; Metazoa; Chordata; Aves; Passeriformes; Maluridae.
CAGCAGCUCGGGGGCCUGGCGGGGCCAGGCGAGGGACCGGCGUGUCCCCGUGUGCCCCGCACACGCCCCGGGAGCCGGCACGCCGGCGGGGCAGUGGCCGCCGCUAACACAAGAAGUGAAGAAACUGUAAUUUCAGUAUUCUAAUCUUAUUCAAAGUUAUUUUUGGCCCUGGGAGGCUGAAUAUUCUCUUCUGGAAUCAUCAUAUGUAGGAGUUGUCUAAGGCUUUGUAAAACUGUUGCCGAAUAGUGGAACAUGGAGACACAGCUGGACCCCAUGAAGGAUGACUUGCCCUUAAUGGCAAACACUAGCUAUAUGCUUGUAAAGCACUAUGUAAUGGACUUGGAUGUGGAUUUUAAAAGUAAAAUUAUUGAAGGCAGCAUAGUUUUAUUCUUUGAGACUGGGAGCCAGUACAGGAAAACCAGCGGUACUGGCAAAGAAUGCUGCCAGUCACAGUUUGAUGAAACCUGUAAAAUGAGGGAAUCGGAACCCUGCCACAUUCCUAUGAUAAAAGUGAGUACCUGUUCAUCUGAACCGGAAUAUAAUGAUUUUGCUGUCAGUGGUAAAGAAGAGGAAGCUACUUCUGAUGAAAAUAGUAACCAUGGUAACAGUGAACAGGCUUCUGGGAUUUCUAGUUCAAAGGACUGCUAUGACAUAGAGAAUCAUGGAAACAAGGAUUUUCUGCUGGUGUUGGAUUGCUGUGAUUUAUCUGUGCUAAAGGUUGAAGAGGUAGAUGUUGCUGCUGUGUCGGGCGUUGAAAAAUUUACAAGGUCUGCCAAGCUAACUGGUGCUUCAAAGGAGCUGGAAAAUCUCAGGAAUCAGAUUAUACAUGAACUUGUGACUUUACCUGCAGAUCGCUGGAAGGAACAGCAAUACUAUUUUACUCAGUGCAGCCGGGCACCUGGCUGUGGGGAGCUUCUGUUUACAACUGGCCCCUGGAGCUUGGAGAUAAGGAAAUCAGGGAUUCGGACUCCAACAGACUUUCCUCAUGCAAUAAGAAUAUGGUACAAAACCAGACCAGAGGGAAGGUCUGUUGCAUGGACUACAGACCAGAGUAGCAGGCCAUGUGUUUAUACAGUGGGAUCACCAAUAAACAACAGAGCCCUUUUCCCAUGCCAAGAACCACCCAUUGCCUUGUCAACAUGGCAAGCCUCAGUCCGUGCAGCUGCAGGCUUUGUUGUGUUAAUGAGUGGUGAAAACUCGGCAGAAYCAGUCCAGCUUCCAGAAGGUGUUUUGAGCUGGUACUACUACGUGUCUAUGCCAAUGCCAGCAUCCACCUUCACUAUUGCUGUGGGUUGCUGGCAGGAAGUUAAGCAGCAGUCCUUCAAAGAAACAGCUGCAAUUGAAACAAGCACCGAGCUUUCCUUGCCRUCAUCGCAAGCUGAUUUCGGAUGGCAUGAAGAAAUCUGCGGUCAUAUGGAAUAUCCCUGCCGUUUCCAGAAUCCUGCUGCCAGGUUACAGGCAGUCAUUCCUUACAGAGUCUUUGCUCCUUUGUGCCUUAUGGAAAGCUGCGAAAAGUGUUUGCUUCAACUAAUUCCUCAGUGUCUCUCAGCUGCUUAUGCCACACUGGGWACCCACCCCUUUUCCAGGCUUGAUGUUUUGAUAGUUCCUUCCAACUUUUCCAGCCUGGGAAUGGCUAGCCCGCACAUCAUCUUUCUAUCACAGAGUGUACUACCAGGAGGAAGCCAUCUCUGUGGAACACGUCUGUGCCAUGAAAUUGCUCAUGCUUGGUUUGGACUGGCCAUUGGUGCUCGUGACUGGACUGAAGAGUGGAUAAGUGAAGGUUUUGCCACUUUUUUAGAAGAUGUAUUCUGGGCUAGGGCACAACAGCAGCUGUCACAUGGUGAAAUAAAAGGGCAACAGGAAUUGAAAGCUUUACUUCGCUGGCGCAGACUCAGAGAUGAGGUGCAAAACUCUGAAGAAGAGCUGCAAGUUUUAAGGCCCAAAAGGGAGAACACAGGAGAAUCCAGUGAGUCAGGAGCCUCUGUUGUCAAAUACGGUCUUAAAGCAGAAAAAAUCUUCAUGCAGGUUCACUAUUUGAAGGGUUAUUUUCUUUUACGGUCUCUGGCAAGGACAAUAGGAGAGGCCUCAUACCUUGCAUCUUUACGGAAAUUUGUCCUUAAAUUCCAUGGGCAGCUCGUCCUUUCUCAGGAUUUUCUUAGCAUGCUGUUGGAAGACGUCCCUGAACAAAAAGGGUGUGGGUUGACUGUAGAAAGCAUCUUCCAGAACUGGCUUGACACUUCUGGAAUACCAAAGCCCCUGCUGGAGGAGGSAGAGACGUGGAAGGAGUGUCAGCUCGUCCACCAAGUGAGCGGCGAGGUCACAAAAUGGAUUCAGACAAACAAGAGGAUCAGAAAAAGCAGCAAAAAGAAAAUGAAGCAGGAUGAAGUAGUUUUCCAGAAGCUUCUCCCUGACCAGCUGGUCUUACUUCUGGAGUUGCUUUUGGAGGAGAAGACGCUGUGUCCUAGAAUACUGCAGUGCUUGGAGAAAACAUACCAGCUCCGGGAGCAAGAUGCUGAGGUUCGUCAUCGGUGGUGUGAACUUGUCAUUAAACACAAAUACGAGCCUGGGUAUGGAGAUGUUGAGAGAUUCCUCAGAGAGGAUCAGGCUAUGGGUGUGUAUCUCUAUGGAGAAUUAAUGGUGAAUGAAGAUGCAAAACAACAGGAACUUGCACGGAAAUGCUUUGCUGCAGCACAAGAACAUAUGGAUGCAUCCUCAGCCAAAGUGGUGGCAGAGAUGUUAUUCUGAAGAGGAAAUGGUGGCAGCUCCAGUCGGAAACAACUUACAGCUGCUGCUGUUGUUCCAGGCUGUUGAUGGACCCGUCCUCCGGUGCCUACUGAGCUGAUAUCAGUUCUGAUUUUACACACUGGCUCAGUUCAGCAGGAACAGGAGUCGAGCCCUAGAGCAAAAAAAAAGAUGUACCUUUCCUAAGAGCCUUUGAGAAAUGUUGCUGUUUUCUCUCAAAAAUGAAUCAGUGCACAUUAUGAUGUCCUGAUGUUAAAUAAAUGGCCUAAAGUGGAAAAGCUACCUCAGUACUGUUAAGAGGACUGUUGGCUAAAGAUGAGAAGGUAUGUGGAUAUGUAGCAMAUCACAUGGUAUUGCUCUGGUAACUUGCCUCCAACAUUAUUUUCAGAGUAACCUGCUAAUAACCGACAGAAUGUGCUUCCACUGUGGAUCUUCCCUGUCUUYUCCAGACCUUGUUAUGGUAGCUCUAGGAAGCUAAAGAAAUCAUUGUUAACUCUGUAACUUCAGUUACACUCAGCUGGCAACCUAAAAAUAACAAUUUGGAAAGCUGGGGCAAUCAAGAAAGCACAGAUAUUCCUUUAUUGUGACAGAGUAAUAACUUUAAAUGCUGUUUCCGUUGCAGGAAAGAUCACAGAGAAACUCUUUUAAUAGAUCUUCUACUAUACCCCGAUGGUGCUAGGAUUUCAUUGACCCAGGACAUCAAAGGAAGGAUUAUGUGACUGCUAAAACAAUCAGCUGACAGAAAUAUUUACCUUUCUGUAUUUCUAGAGGCUCACUGUAACUGAGAACACAAGCACACAACACAAACAACACRUACACAUAUGACUCCUGCCUCAGGUAAUUCUUUGAUGCAAGAAGUUUGGGGUUUAUCCUUGUUGUUUGGUAUUACAAUAAUUCCAUUUUGCAGAUGCCAAAGACCCUUGACUUAAACAACUUUACUAAUUUGGGCAUUCUGAAAAUUGUUGAAACUGCAAUGUGUAUUAUUUUGUUUGUAACUUCUAUGUCAUAUUAAAAAAAAAAAAACCUCAAUAUAAAAUCAGCCGGGGCUGGGGUGGAGCUCAUGAUGUUUGACAGAAGCAGAAAUAAACUGUGGAAGGAUACCUGCCAUCAUCCUGGUCUUGGUAUGGGACUGAAGAAAAAACAAAAAUCAGAAUUCUUUCUCUGUCAUGUUUACAUUAAUUUUUACCAGAAAUGUCAGACCUUUCAUUUUCUGAAACUGUCUUUCAUACCCUUGUGAUGCUCCUUUUGCACAGAGCUAUGUCAAGUGCAUUUCUUCUUUCUUGAUCAGUGAAGCACUACAUUUCUAGAAGAUAUUUUCAUUGUUUCUUUCAGAGAGUAAGAAUUUAAAACACAAAAAUCUGUGAAUUUACUUCCCUUGUACGCUGCUGUUUUACAUCAAAUCCUCUUGUAAAAAUAAAUAUUUUUUUCAAAUACA